AUGAGGGAUAACGGUAAAGAAUCCGUUCGGUUAUGCGAACACAUCGUCAGACAGGCAUUUGGAGAUGUAAUCUCUAGAGUCGCAUCAACCCUACUCAACAGGGGUCGAUUGCCUUUAUCGACGAUUUCGAGAUUAUCAGCUUUACCCAAACCUACCACCUCGGCUGCUCUGAUCAUAUUAAUCCAACACGACUUGGUACAGACCAAUGGAGCUUCAUAUAAAGAUACAGGAGACGAAGAACAGUAUGAACUUGAUACAUUGGCUUGUCUGUUGAGACUACGUUGGGGUAAAAUAUUAGCUAUCACCCAUCAGAGUUAUGACGAGGUGGCUUUAGAAGUGGUCAGGACUCUGAUGAUAUACGGGAAAUUGAAAGUACCUGAUAUUAUCAAUUCAUGUGGAGGAUCAAAUGAUGCUAUGCGCGCGGACAUCGUCAAUAACACUAUUAUCGCUUUGGUUAGAGCACAGUUCAUACGGCCUACUUCACCUGAAUUGCAUAUACUCGAAUCAGAUCAGGUACUGAGGCGAUAUCGUAGACACCGAGAAGAGAUGAAACAGAAUAAAGGUACCGCGAUGUUAUCUGCCAACGACCUAGAUCACUGUGAGAAGAACGCUCAAUACGAAAUCAUACAAGAAAGAGAAUCGCUUCAGGAUAUACGGCGAGUGUUGAUCGAGAGACCUAAGAUAGAUAAGGAUAAAUCCAAAAAACGUGGAAAAAACAAAGCAGCUUUCGGGGGUGGAGGAGCGGACGAAUUCGAUUAUUCGCUACAACAAGAUGUUCAUUUGAGGAUAAACCAUGAUCGAUAUGGGAUAUUAAUCCGGAACGAACUUAUAGUCAAAGCUGCUGAGGAAAGAUGGAAUAAAUCAUUCGGAAUAGUAAUGAAAGCUACACUCGAUGCUGCUUUGAAGGAAUCGAGUAGAUUGAAUGAAGAGAGAACGAAUGAUAGUAUAGGAAUCAACGAGAUUGUCAGUCUAAUCCCAACAGAGGAUUAUAAAUACCUUACAGCAGGUUUAUUGAUUUCUUCAAAAUCUACUAUACCGGAUAUUGUAAGGAACUAUCUGAAUAUCCUUUCGGGAGAUGAUGGAUAUUCGAUAUCGGGCAAUAAUGGGAAUUUCUUGAGAAGAGAUAAUGGUACCAACCCUGGUUAUAUAGUAGAAUUCGAAUUGAUAUGUAAGAGGUUGAAACAGAAUUUACUGUAUCAGUUGGUAAGAGAGAAAUUGGGUGAUAAAGCUGCUAGAGUCUUGGCGGUGGUGAAUAAGAGUAGUAAGGCUUUUGAGACCACGGUCCGUGAUUGUGCGAUGAUCCCCCUCAAAGAUGCCCGCGCCCAUCUUGCCGACCUCCAACGUCUAUCCCUCGUCGAAACUCAGGAAGUACCCAAGACAGCUGCGAAAUCACGAAUGGGCCUACCGACCUCAGCUGAGUAUCAUCUAUGGGCCAUGGACGAAGCGCGAGUCUAUGGUGUCCUUUUGACGAACGUCUAUAAAACCUUGGGUAACAUCUUGCAGCGGAAAUCGGAGGAGAUAGAAAAUAAGAAGAUUGUAUUAGCUAGAGAAAGUAGAGUGGAGAAUCUGGAAGGAGGUAAAGGUUUAUUACAAUUGAAAGAUCAAGAGGAUUUAUUGGAGUUGGAUGACUACCUGAAGAAAUUGACGUUGGCCGAAGGGAGAUCGGAGAUUAAUGUUUUUAUACUGAGAGAUUUACCAGGUUCACCGGGACAGAAGUGA
Kwoniella botswanensis is the source of this 1719-nucleotide messenger RNA. RefSeq lists its product as uncharacterized. Gene Ontology annotation, cellular component: RNA polymerase III complex. Gene Ontology annotation, molecular function: single-stranded DNA binding. The record is from RefSeq and is a predicted model, not a curated record. The coding region runs from base 1 to 1719 and encodes 572 amino acids. NCBI's taxonomy places the organism in Eukaryota, Fungi, Basidiomycota, Tremellomycetes, Tremellales, Cryptococcaceae. Gene Ontology annotation, biological process: DNA-templated transcription. The transcript has 6 exons.